This is a messenger RNA of Phytomonas sp. Hart1, 2448 nucleotides long. The record is from the annotation of a GenBank genome assembly. NCBI's taxonomy places the organism in Eukaryota, Euglenozoa, Kinetoplastea, Trypanosomatida, Trypanosomatidae.
AUGACUUCCUUUGAAGAUCGCGAAUCCAAACUCCUUGACGGCGAUGACGACGAACCACAGCAGCGGUCGGGAUACCAACUGAACCGAAGGUCGGAUACCAGUGCCUAUUACAUGCGCCUGGGGGUGAGAAAGAACGCCUCUCAACAGGAGAUUCGCCGUGCUUUUUUGAAGCUUAGCCAGCAUUAUCACACCGAUAUGUACACCACCCAGUCAAAGGCCAUCCAGAACGCGAUGAAUGCCCGAUUUCAGGAACUCCAAGAGGCCUAUUCGGUUCUGUCGGACGUGAAAAAGCGCGCGGCGUACGACGCGGUGGGGAUCAAAGGCCCGGACCGUCUGGCGUUGGUGCCCGAGGGCUGGGCCACUCGGGAUGAGGUGAUUCACUACGUUCAGUCCCUCGAACGGGAGGCGGAAUUGAUGAACACAGCCAAAAUGCUCUCCGCAUCCUCCGCUAUUACGGUCAACUACUCUAUCGCUCAUUUUUUUUUUCGUCCCUCGAUGAGUUUGCCGGGUCCAUCCUCGUCUUUGACUUCAUCGGCCGCUCUACCGGCCGCUCCUAACGCGAAUGACGAGGGCCAAUCGACCGAACCUCGCGCGCCGACGCCAUCCACCGACGCGUCAAACGUCGGAGAAGCGCCGAGGACGACGUCGGCGCCUCCCUCCCCUUCCAUCCCCUCCCCCAAGCCGGCGUCCGCGGAGGAAAACGAAUCCCCCGAGACGAUUCAGGCGCAAAUGAUGGCUCUUGAGGUGGAAAUAGACGGCAAGCGACAGAUUGUUUUAAUCCCAUCCGCCGAGCUCCAGCACCGCCUUCGGGAAAAAAUUCAAUCGAGCUCUCUCCACACCGGUGAGCGUCCUCCGCCGUUGCCGCGUCAGGUCCCCCAACCCGAUCCGCGGCGAAUUUCGACGAUGAACGCCCUCCUGCUGACUACCCUCCCGCAAAGUAUACUUUUCAAGCAUUCCUUCGAGCACGCGGUAUCGCCCAAGCUGAAUUUGGUGUUUAGUACUCAGGCGAGUGCGCGUAAAAAGAUCGCGGAGCUCACCGUCGGGGCGACCUCGAUGUAUAAACGAGAUUGCAUUACAACUUACCUGAUCGACGUGAAGACCCGCAUGAAGGGGCUCGAAAUAUCCUUUGGGAAGGAACGCGCGCUGAGCCCGCUGUGGAGCUUGCGGACCAAACUCACCUUUCUUGAUGGUGCGCGGUUUCUGCAAAAAUUACAGCUCUCCCUCACGCGGAAGCUCUCCCCGAUUACCGAACUCAACAACACGAUUACCUGGUGUUUGAGGGAAAAUGGCUAUUGGCAGAGUGUGUUGAUGCGUUCGUGGGAAGGUUCCUCGCAAUACCUGGCCUUGUAUAUCGGACUGCAUACCUUGUCGUUGGUGGGAUCGAUCUCCUCCGAGGUGGAGUUUGGCGGGGAGGCCCACGACCUUGCCUAUUCCCCCGCAAAAGGCCAGGUGCAGUACUUCCUCUCAACCUCGCUUCUUUCCGGCGAAACGCGGAUGGGGUUUGAGGUGUGGUAUUACCACAAGUGGUUAAAACACUACGGGUUAUCCUUUUCAACGAGCAUCCCCUACGCCCCGAACCCUUUUGCGGCCUCCGCGUUUUUCCUUCACCGCUCGCCGCACGUGAUGGCGAACCAGCUUUCCCUGCUUUACAAACGCGGCAAACAUCGGAUUAGCAUCCCCAUUGUUGUCCUGAUCUCCCCUACGAUUAGCGCUUCUGUGAUGUGGCUUUCCGCCCCCUUUUGUUUAUUCCGCCUGACGAGACUUUUGUAUCGCUUGCGCUUUAAUGCAAAGACGGCUGAGCGGCUUGGGAGGCUUCGCAUGGAGAAUAUCGCCGCGAUCGACCUCGCGCGCGAGAAGGCCAUCGUGGAGCAGCAGGCCCUGGAGCAGAAGGUGAUGUUGAUUCGCACGCAGGAGAGUGGCUGUAGUGGUUUGGUGAUUAUUAACGCGCGAUAUGGGCUGCUGGGGACGGUUUCCUCGGCGCCUACGUCGCCUGCUCGCCCGAGCGGCACCUCCGCGGCCCGGUACAGCGCAUUUUUCGCGGGGGUCGCUCGGGGGGUUUCUUGGGGUGGCCUCCUGCACGCAUUGCCUUUUUUCUCCUCUCGUAGUUCGCGAAUGGAUUCAUCUUCCGCGGGUUCCGCCAUGAAGGAAGGGGCGGAGGCUGGGAAAGUGGGUAUUGUUCCGUUGGAUGAUGCCGAGUCGGCGGGGGAUGACCGGAUUGCUCCCUCGCUGGACGUGACGGUUGCCCUGCAGAGUCUUGUGCGGGAUUCGGCGCUGAUGCUCCCGGAAGGCUCCAAAAGCCAAUUAGUAGGUUUCUACGAUCCGGAUCCGUACUCCUUGGAUACGAAGCAGCUUAAAAUCGCCUACUGGUUUCAGGGAAAGAAGCAUCUUGCUGUGUUUAAUGAUAAAGACGCGGUUGAAUUACCCCAACGGGAACAUUUGUGCUCAUAA